Molecule: messenger RNA, 5056 nt
Organism: Megalops cyprinoides (Indo-Pacific tarpon)
Lineage: Eukaryota; Metazoa; Chordata; Actinopteri; Elopiformes; Megalopidae
Product: rho GTPase-activating protein 35-like
Exons: 6
Coding region: 280-4911 (1543 amino acids)
Biological process (GO): signal transduction
Molecular function (GO): GTP binding; GTPase activity
Source: RefSeq, a predicted model, not a curated record
UGCCCUCUACCUUUUCCUCACCCUCCCUUUCCUCCAUAGGCCACGGAAUCACAGUCCACGAAUAAGAGUGGAAUAUUAACAUUCUGUGUGUAGCCCAGGCCAAUCAAAUGGUGCCAAGCGAUGCCAAACCAAACAAAAGAAGAAAUUAGAAAUUGAAUUGGUAAAGCCACACUAAAAAAAAACCCUUGUAGCGAGAACUGGAAAGCACUUUAUGGAAAAGCGUUACAGUGACCUCCUCUCUCGAGCUUCUGGGCAUGGCAGGAUGAGUGCCCGCACACGAUGAUGAUGGCAAAAAAGCAAGAUGUUAGAGUUCCCAUAUACAACCUGGUUGUGGUGGGUUUGUCGGGGACGGAGAAAGAGAAGGGGCAGUGCGGGGUGGGCAAGUCCUGCCUGUGCAACCGCUUCGUCCGGCCCAGCGCCGAUGACUUCUACCUGGACCACACUUCUGUGCUAAGUACCAGCGACUUUGGGGGCCGGGUGGUCAACAACGACCACUUCCUCUUCUGGGGCGAGGUCGGGAGGCAACUGGAGGAAGGGCCAGAGUGCCGCAUGCACGUGGUGGAGCAAACGGAGUUCAUCGAUGACCAGACCUUCCAGCCACACCGCAGCACUGCCCUGCAGCCCUACAUCAAGAGGGCGGCUGCCACCAAGCUGGCCUCUGCUGAGAAGCUCAUGUACUUUUGCACGGAUCAGCUGGGCUUGGAGCAGGACUUUGAGCAGAAGCAGAUGCCAGAGGGAAAGCUGCAGGUUGACGGCUUUCUGCUGUGCGUGGACGUGAGCAGGGGCAUGAAUCGCAAUUUUGACGACCAGAUGAAGUUCGUCUCCAAUCUGUACACCCAGCUGGGCAAGACCAAGAAGCCUGUGGUUAUGGUCCUCACCAAGUGCGAUGAGGGCGUGGAACGCUACAUCAAGGACUCGCAUACCUUUGCCCUGGCCAAGAAGAACCUGCAGGUCGUGGAGACAUCAGCACGCUCCAACGUUAAUGUGGACCUGGCUUUCCUCACUCUGGUGCAGCUCAUCGACAAGAGCCGGGGAAAGCCCAAGAUCAUCCCCUACUUCGAAGCACUGAAGCAGCAGAGCCAGCAGAUCGCUGCAGCAAAAGACCGCUACGAGUGGCUGAUUAGCCGGAUCGUGAAGAACCACAACGAGACGUGGCUAAACAUCAGCCGGCGAAUGAACACCUCCUCGGAGUACAAGGACUACGUCUUCCUGGAGGGCACGAUAAAGGCCAAGAAGCUGUUCCAGCAGCACGUGUUCCGCCUCAAACAGGAGCACAUCGAGAGGCGGCGCAAGAUGUACCUGAGUGCUCUCCCGCAGGCCCUGAACUCCUUGGUGCCUGACCUGGAUGAGAUCGAUCACCUGAGCUGGUCAGGGGUGCAGAAGGUGAUGGAGACGAAGCGCGACUACUCGCACUGGUUCGUGGUGCUGGAGGACACUCCCUGGGAGGACACACCCCACAUCGACAACAUGGAGGACGAGCGUAUCCCGUCAGACCUGUUGGAGACGCCGGCUGCGGAGACGGUCUUUGAGGCACACCUGGACCACCUGCGCAAUGAGCGUAAGCGGGCAGAGAUGCGGCAGGAGUUCAAAGCUAAGCUGAUCUCCUCACCCUUUGUCACGGCAGGCAAGCCCUGGGAGGAAGCACGCAGCUUCAUCAUGAACGAGGAAUUCUACCAGUGGCUGGAGGAGCCGGAGUACCUGGACAUUUACAAUCGGCACCAGAAGGAGAUCAUCGACCAUGCCAAGGAGGACUUCCAGGAGCUGUUGCUGGAGUACUCCGAGCUCUUCUAUGAGCUAGAAGUGGAUGCCAAGCCAAGCAAGGAGAAGAUGGGUGCCAUUCAGGAGGCGCUCGGGGACGAGCCGAGGUUCAAAGCCCUGCAGAAGCUCCAGGCAGAGAGAGACGCUCUGGUGCUGAAGCACAUCCACUUUGUCUACCACCCCACCAAGGAGACCUGUCCCAGCAGCCUGCUGUGUGUAGACAGCAAGAUCGAGCAGCUCCUUGCCUCACGCUUCCCCACCCGCUACCCAUCUGUUGACAGCAAGUCCCAGUUUGGCGAGGUCAAGGCUGACAGGAUCAACCUGGUGAUCCUUGGUAAGGACGGCCUAGCCAGAGAGUUAGCUAAUGAGAUCAGGGCGCUCUGCACCAACGAUGACCGGUACGUGCUGGACGGGAAGAUGUAUGAACUGGCGCUGCGGCCCAUCGAGGGCAAUGUACGCCUGCCGGUCAACUCCUUCCACACCGCCACCUUCACCCCUCAUGGUUGCCUGUGUCUUUACAACUCUAAGGAGUCCUUGUCUUAUGUGGUGGAGAGUAUUGAGAGGCUGCGUGAGUCCACACUGGGUCGAAGGGACAACCACCUAGCUCAGCUUCCCAUGUCCCUUCUCUUAGUCACCAAGAGGGGCGUGGGGUCAUUGGGUGACAUUGGGGGGGAGACAGCUAUCAGCCUGAUUGCACAGGGGCAGCAGGUUGCUGGAAAGCUGCAGUGUAGUUUUUUGGACCCAGCCUCCCCUGGCAUGGGCUACGGGCGUAAUGUGAAUGAGAAACAGAUCAACCAAGUCCUGAAGGGCUUGCUGGAUUCCAGGAGGAAUUUGAGCCUUGGGAGCAGCUCCCCACCCCUGCCCCCUCUGCCCCCGAGCAUCAGAGACUUGCACCAACAGCAGAGCCCGGAGGCAGACCUGCGAAUCGUCAUGUGCCUGAUGUGCGGGGACCCCUAUGACAUAGACCAGCUCCUCUCCCCUUUCCUGCAACCCCAGCACUGCCGGCCCACAUCCAGCUCGGCCAGCGGCACCUCAGUGCUACUGGAGCUGCAGGUGGGAGGCCACCGGCAGUGUAUUGAGCUCUCCCUGCUCUCCUACCACUCGUCCUUCUCUUUGCGCAAGAGCCGGCUGGUGCACGGCUACAUCGGUGUGUACUCGGCCCGCCGCAAGGCCUCGCUGGAGACUUUGUGCGCCUUCUUAUGCGAGGUGCAGGACAUCAUCCCGGUGCAGCUGCUGGCGGUGGGGGAGAGCCAGGCGGAGCUGAUGGACUGCGAAGCAGCCAGGGAGCAACUUGUCCAGGGGGAGGAGCUCGCGCACGAGAUCGAGGGCCGCUUCAACACUGUGGUGUGCGGGCCCGGCGGGGUGGUGGGUGGCCUGCACCGGGUGGACCUCCUUCAGCCCUUCCUCAAGGAGGUGGUGGAGAAGCGCACCAUAGUGGAGGCCACACACAUGUACGACAACGUGGCUGAGGCCUGCAGCACCAACGAGAGCGUCCACUCACCCCGCUGUGGCUCGCCCAGUCCGGUCACAGCGCUGUUCGACUCUGAGGACGAUGUGGAGGCCUCGCCGUCCUACCCCUCCCUGCGGGACGACGGCACCCUCAGCUUGCACAGCAGCUUCAAGCUGCCCGACCUGGAGUCCAGCGACACUUUCUCCCUCAUCUCUGAGAUGAGCUCCUUUGAGAGCAAGCUCAACAACAAGAUCCCACCGCAGGUGCGUCCCAAGCCCACCGUCACCUUCGACAUCCGAAAGGUCAACCUCCCUUAUAUGGACCCAGCAGGUAACCGCCGUUCGCUGCCCCCGCCUGGGCUCUGGUCAAGUGGGGAUGGGGGCUACGAUCCCUCUGACUAUGCUGAGCCCAUGGACGCAGUGUCCAAGCCCCGCCCCACCGACGAGGAGAACAUCUACUCUGUGCCACAUGACAGCACGCAGGGCAAGAUCAUCACCAUCCGCAACGCCAACAAGACGCACUCCAAUGGCGGAGGCAAUGGCUCUGACAGUGAGGCUGACAGCAGCUCACUGGAGCGCCGGCGGAAGCUGUCCGCGGCUGGGGUGAAGCCCAGGCUGUACCGUGACCGAUCCAAGCGCCUGGGCAAGUUUAGCAGCUUCCGCACCAGCUUCUCCAUCGGCAGUGAUGACGAGCUGGGGGGCCCACCCAAGGCCAAGGAGGACGAGGGGGGAGCGCACAAAGGUGACAACUCCCUCACCGAGGAGGGCGAGGACUCCAAGAGGAGGAACAUCCUGAAGAGCCUGCGCCGAAAUACCAAGAAACCGAGGCCGAAGCCGCGGCACUCCAUAUCCAAGCCGAUGGAGAGCAACUACUUUGGCGUCCCCCUGGUCAACGUGGUGUCCCCUGACCGCCCCAUCCCACUCUUCAUCGACAAGUGCAUCCGCUACAUUGAGGCUACAGGGAUGAACACAGAGGGUAUCUACAGGGUGAGCGGAAACAAGGCGGAGAUGGAGAGCAUGCAGAGGCAGUUUGAUCAGGAUCACGGUCUGGACCUGGUGGAGAAGGACUUCACUGUGAACACGGUGGCAGGCGCCAUGAAGAGCUUCUUCUCUGAGCUGCCAGAGCCGCUGGUGCCCUACAGCAUGCAGACUGAGCUGGUGGAGGCAUACAAGAUCAACGACAGGGAGCAGAAGAUGCACGCCAUGAAGGAGAUCCUUUGGAAGUUCCCGCGUGAGAACUACGACGUCUUCAAAUACGUCAUCAGCCACCUCAACAGGGUGAGUCAGAUGAACCGCAUUAACCUGAUGACCAGUGAGAACCUGUCCAUCUGCUUCUGGCCCACGCUCAUGCGGCCGGACUUCACCACCAUGGACGCGCUGACCGCCACCCGCACCUACCAGACAAUCAUCGAGACCUUCAUCCAGCAGUGCACGUUCUUCUUCUACAAUCAGCCCCUGGUGGACACGCCCAGUGGCCCGGCCGGCCUCCCCGCCUCCCCCACCACCAUGUCCGGAGGCUCCACCCUCCCCUGCUACAGCCAGCCUGCGCCGGCGCCCACGCCCCCGCCCCUUCCGGCCUCGCACUUCAGCCCCCCGCAGCAGUCCCCACCCCACUCCCCGCCCCCCACGCCCCAGUCCCCCCUGCAGUCUCUCCUGCCGCCCUUGCACCCCCACCACGCGGCGGCCGAGCAGCAGACGCUGUGAGAGGGAGGGAGGGAGGGAGGGAGGGAGAGAGAGAGAGAGAGAGGGAGGGAUGAUUCAUGCCAUUAUGCUGGACCUCACUCACUUGUGUAUAAUUGCGAGCAUACACACACACACGUGCACACACACACACACAUACACACACACA